CUCUCUUGGAACGACGAUUGGAUUAUCCAAUCUCACGUAGUACCAACAAACUGAUAAACAGCUACUGUACAGCUAGGCACAGGUACAGGUACAGUGCUCAACGUGUCUCCAAGUAAAUACCUUACACUGCUUGCUCUCGCUCACAUACAAAACCCCCUCCGUCUCCUUUUUCUUUCUGAUUCUUUCUUUCUUCUCCUUCUUCUCUCUCCUUGGCUUCGUCCCAGCAUCUCAUCUUGUGAUGCUUCAUCGUCUCCUCGUAGAUUCUUUACUUUUGUGAAAUAAUCUGUGCUUUCGUACUUGACUCAUAAUGUCUUCGUUGCCUUCAAACGUCCAUGUCUCUCAGCACCCGUGUCUACGGGCAAAGCUGAGCCAGCUUCGCUCAAAGGCCAACAGCCCUAGAGAGGUCAAAUCACUGAUUCAUGAGAUCUCUCUGAUUGUCUCUUGUGAAGCUCUUGCUUCGUCUUUGGAAGCUACGGAAGGGACUCAGGAUGAGACGCCUUUGGGCUUCCAGUUCACUUCCACAACAGUGCAACCAAGUACCAUGUGUCUGGUUCCCAUUCUGCGAUCAGGUCUUGGCAUGGUUGACGCUGUGCAAACCAUGCUCCCUAUCCCAGUUCCAGUUCAUCAUCUGGGCAUGUACCGUGAGCCGUCUACUCUCGACCCAGUCGAGUACUACAACAAUCUUCCCCAGCAAAUUCCAGGUGACUCCUCCAACAGCAACGCUAGUAGCCUUGCUAUCUUGGUCGAUCCUGUUAUUGCAACCGGCGGGACCUGCGCCGCCGCCAUCCAGACGCUUCGUGAAUGGGGCGCAAAGAGAAUCAUUGUUCUCGCCGUUAUUGGAGCUGACGAGGGUGUUCAGAGAGUCGCUGCCGAGUGGCCCGAGGGAUGUGAGGUUUGGAUUGCUGCAGUGGACAAAGAGUUGACCAAGGAUGGUAUGCUGAAGCCUGGUCUGGGAGAUGUUGGUGACAGGUUGUUCUUAACCAUCGGCAAAUGAGUGCACAUUUACAGGUUUUGGGCGUUGUAUUCUCAUUGCAUUAACGUAUAGGUUAGAUAGUAUACAUCAUAAGUACCCCCAUAUUCCUCAAGGAAUUACAAACUGCUCCUCGUCAAGUAAUGUGCUCUCGUUCCAGCACUCGUCAAUCCAUUUCCCUGUCACUAAUCUUGGUUGCACGCGCCUUGAGCUCAGCUCUUUUCGUACCAUAUCAGCGGCCUCGCCCACUUGCAUCGGGUCGUCGCCUUGGAUCACCACAUGUGUCACAGACAGAUCAUCGGUGUCAUCUGUAACAUUACCCCCGCCGUACUUGACAAGGUGCUUUAGCCUCGAAAUCUUGUUGUCGCCAGCUUCCACGGCAUGAAACAGCACCACACAACGUCGAAAGGUAAAGCUCCUUGAUCGUCCUAAGUCUUUCCCAUGUUCCUCAAGCUGUUGGAGAAACUCAUUCUUGUCAAAUUGCGUGCCGUCCUCAAUAUUAGGCAUGUCUUGCAUUAGCUCUCUGAGUUCUUCGAUGGAAAGAUCCCGCGCGUAGCUGUCCCCAAACUGAUCUGUGUUAUCUUCUGCCGCUCGGUGUAAUGCAUCAGUGGCGUGAAACAGAUGCGGCGGUUCAAAUGGCAAAAGAAACGCUCCCAAUUCCUGUUCAAGACAAUCUCUUAUCCAUUUGGGGCGGAUAAUGUCAACGGCCCCUCCUUUAAUGAGGCUCGCCACCUUUACCACCUUCUUGUCGGCUAUCAGAACCAUGUUGGUCCCUGGUACGGCUCGUUGGAGGACUGUGCCGCCAUUCUCCUUGAUGAUGGCCUCAAGCUGGGCCUUGGUCUUUUUAUAAGGUCGGAGCGCUUCUGAAAGCACGCAGAAGUCCAGUCCCUCGAAAAGGUUUGUCAUCUCUCCCUUGAACUCAGCUACAGUCGCGUCUUCUCCAGCAAUGGUCAGCUCUCUCUUCACUCGCUUGGGGUUGCGCCGCUUCCUGUCCUCAACCGUCAUCGCCUUCUCCUUUGACUCUUCAUCAACUCGCUCCUUCAACUCCUGGAACUCUUCAAGGGAGAGGGCUGUAUCCCAGGUUCGGUCCAGUCGAAGUCGUCUGAAUCGUGGGAAUCUUAGUGUGAAGCCUCGAGCGAAUUGAUCUGAAGGUCCAACACUGGCUGCUUUCACAGAAACAACAACAGAGUCUUUAGGUCGAAUCCAGACAUCCGGUCUCUCAUACUGUCUAAGCUCUCCUCCUCCAAGUUCGAUGUACUUUGAUGGCGGAUUCUUCUGAUCCCACUCAAUCCACUUGCCUUCUGUUCGAUGCCGAAUCUCCGCAUAGUCUUCUGCACGGAAACCGCCACCGACUUUGAAGAAACUGAAACAUUUCUCGGGGUUGGCGCCAGCUUGGAUAUGAUUCUGCGUAACACGCAGUCCACACAGAAAGCUUGAUAGCAUGCCACCUCGUUUCCCUGAACCAUAGUAGCCACCAAUAAUGACACAGUCGAGGGACUCGCCAAACUCGGACAUGUAUUCAGGUUUGACCUUGAGCCAGUCAUCAUUUCGACUGUUGAGGCGGUACAUAGAUCGCGGGUUCUUCAGCACAAGGCCUUCAGAAGCAUUAGCGACGACCUCACGGAGAAGAGGCUCGAUUGCGUCGGCACUCGUUGCCUUGUCGUGACUGUGAAUUUCAAGUCGGCGAUGAACAGGCUUGAUAGCCUUUACCAAAGCUCGAUGUCGAUCCCGCAGGGUAUAUUGAGUUAGGGGCUUGUUGUUCAGGUAAAGGAUAUCAAAAACGCGGAACAAUGGCCUGUGGCCAGCUGAGUCUGUAUCAGACUUAUUCUUCUGUUCCGAAAGCGCAGCUGUUUUGAGGGUGCCAAAAGGCACUAUCUUGUCGACACCCAUAUCCCAGGUGAUCAUUUCGCCGUCCAGGAUCAAGUUUUUUACUCCAGAUGCAAAUGCGUUUUUCAAAUGUCUGGUCAGACUUGAGUUCUCGUCUUGAAGACCAUCGCCGUAGAGAUAUGUGUAAUCUUUGGCUUUUCGUGACCAAAAACAGAACCUUUUGCCACCCGGGUGGCUCUUGUCUUGGACCAUAUGAACUUGCAUACGCUCACCGUCCAGCUUUUCCUCGAUCCAGAAUUCGGGGUCUUCCUCGGUUGGUCGAAGAAGCUCGAUCAUUUUUUGAAAUGAUGCAGGCAUCUGAAAUUGGGCGAGCUGUGGUUGGAAACAUUGCAUCAAAGCAACUCCAGUUUCCUCCUGCUCAAGGCGGGUUUCUGGGUCAUGCAGCUCCCAGCAAACACGUCUUAAACUUGAGGACACACUAAAUAGAGCAUCUCCGUCUGGAUGCCACAAGUCAAGGAAAGUCUUCUCCGUGGCCCCGACUUUCAUCUGCUUGAGGACGAUCCGAAUGAGCCACAUGAGCUCUUCUGAAUUCAUGCGAUUGUAGAAAGUCUCAAAGACGUGCAGAUUCUCUGACUCUCCUGUUGAAGCAGCGAGUUUGUCAAGCUGCUCAUUGACUUCUGCAAUGGUCAUAUUCCCAACAUCGGUGCGCAUUGGCCGCUUUGAGAUGACUUCAAAACAUCGUCCUGCAAAGUCACCAGCCAGGCGCGACGCUGUCGUCUGACCUGGUAGCUUCCAAUGCAACAGGUUGUAGCCAUCUUCGGAGUUUUUGUCGAUUUUCAUAAGCUUAACGAGCAACUUUCCAAUUGUGUUUUCUUUGAGUCCGUAAACUCCACGGUCACGGUCUUUGUCUGGCAGGAUCAGACGCAAAGCGGGAUAGAAAUCAGGACCAACUUCUUUGCGCCAUCGAGUGAUGAAGCGCUCAAUGAUGUGCCUACGCUGUUCAUGAGGAGAAAGCUUGUUCACACCACGGAAUCCCUUUCUAGGGCCUGCACCGAUGGCAUUCUGCUUCUUAUUCUCAUUGAGGGGGUUGAAGACUUCUCGA
Messenger RNA from Fusarium odoratissimum NRRL 54006, 3899 nucleotides. RefSeq names its product uracil phosphoribosyltransferase. Bases 308 to 994 code for a protein of 228 amino acids. The record is from RefSeq and is a predicted model, not a curated record. The transcript is spliced from 3 exons. Lineage: Eukaryota; Fungi; Ascomycota; Sordariomycetes; Hypocreales; Nectriaceae.